AUGCAGCAGUCAAAAAAAGUUAUUGAGAAAUUGCAAAUAUCACGUUACUUGACUGCAUCCACAGAUGUUACCGGAUCUAUAAGUAACAUUGAGUUGUUAGUCAAUGGUUUAAAAUAUAGUGAACAAAUUUUGAAUCAUUGGCGCUUUACACAUUCAUUAGAUAAGGAAGUGGAUGCUGAUUUCAUGAAUUUUAAUAUAAAGGAUUAUGUCGACGAUCCUAUCAAUAGAAUAAACUUUAUUCAUUCAAAACCAUUUUACGAAGGCUUCAAAUAUCUAUUUAGUAAAACUGAGAAUCAGCGGUAUCACGCAGUAUUGAAAACUAUACAAACUGAAACAACCGGCAAUUCUAAUAUAGUCGACGAAUGCCUUGUACCUCAUACUCGUAAGCGCAUAUUCUUGGUGACUGAUUUGAUAACUCGCCAGGCCCAAGGAUUUAAUAAAUUUUUUAACUCACAACGUGAAUGUAAAAUAUGGUGGAUGCGAUUUAGUUCAGAUCCUAGUAAAUACUUUUUAGACCCAUAUGAUUUUAAAGAGGUCUCUGAUUCCGCCCAUAUUCCCACUGGCACGCAGUCAAUCACAAUUAAAUCGAAAUUACCGUAUGCCAUACUCGAUGUCGAAAGCAUUACUUUUGUACCGUUAACAGGAGCUCACCUGGAUAAAAGUGUGUCGCAGCAUUUCAGUAAAAACAGUGAUCAGAAUAUACCCGCAGUUAUCCGUUCAGUUAUUGAUUUACACGCUGCAACAAGUGCCAUUCUUUUUGAUAGUGUUGAUAAUGAUCGUGAAAACACCUUGCUGCUUAACAGAAAGUUGGCUCCUUUUCAAUGUGCUGUGGCUUGCUUAAAUGAAGGUGAACAAUUAAGUGACUUGAAGGAUUUGUAUUUGCAUCUACAGUUUGUUCUCAAGCGGUCUGGUCUACGUUUGAUGAGUGAAAACAUAUCUGGGGCGUCCCGAAAGGAAUUGGAUAUUGGACUCCAGAAAUGUGAUUGCCUUGGCAUCCCGUAUAUACUGAUCAUUGAUGAAAGCACACUUAUGACGGGCUUAUUAAGUUUACGUAGCCGUGAUACUACGCUCGAGGAAACAAUACAUAUUAGUGAUAUACCAGGAUAUUUAUUACAAAUAUUUUCCAGUUGAAAUGCAUGGCAUUAAAAGAGCAUGUUUAUGGAAUAAUUAA
Molecule: messenger RNA, 1171 nt
Organism: Anastrepha ludens (Mexican fruit fly)
Lineage: Eukaryota; Metazoa; Arthropoda; Insecta; Diptera; Tephritidae
Gene: DNApol-gamma35
Product: DNA polymerase subunit gamma-2, mitochondrial
Exons: 3
Coding region: 1-1131 (376 amino acids)
Biological process (GO): mitochondrial DNA replication
Cellular component (GO): mitochondrion; cytoplasm
Source: RefSeq, a predicted model, not a curated record